Messenger RNA from Pieris macdunnoughi, 399 nucleotides. Lineage: Eukaryota; Metazoa; Arthropoda; Insecta; Lepidoptera; Pieridae. The record is from the annotation of a GenBank genome assembly.
AUGAAGUGUCGCGUACGGCAAACAAAAAGUAAGGUGAAGCUAGAGAGAGGCGUGAAGGAAAACAAAGGAAAUCUUUCACCAGUCCUGGUACGUAAUCGUUCCAAGCGGUCUGGUCUGGAAGCUGUGAAACUUCACCUGCAAGUCAGCGGGGGUACUGGCAGAACAUCACGUUCCGCUACGACGGUAAAAAACACGAGGUGUAUCCUAGGUGGCAAUGAGUUUUUUCUUCUCUUGCACGCACUAAAUAUGUCAGAGAUUUGUAUGACCCACAAUAUUGACUGGAAUGCUGUGUAUGAAACUACGUUACUUGGUGGAAAAGUUGGAAGUCGGAAGUUGGAAGUCGGAGUUGGAAGUCGGAAGUUGGAAGUCACUUGGAAAAGUGACAAAGUGUGCGGGUAG